AUGGAGAUCAUCGACGCGGAGCUGCGCCUCGGCCCGCCCGGCAGCGGCGGCGGCUGCGACCUGGCCUUCGCCGGCGCGUCGGCGGCGCAGAAGAAGCGUCCGUCUUCGUCGUCGGCGGCGGCGGCGGCCAGGAGCGAGGCCUCCGGGACCGACGACCACGACGCCGCGCCGGCUUCCAAGGUGCAGGUGGUGGGCUGGCCGCCGGUGGGCGCGUACCGCAAGAGCACGUUCUUCCAGUCGGCGACGUCCACGUCCACAUCGACGGCCGACAAGGAGAAGGGCGAGGCGCGGGAAUCCGCGGCAGCCGGGAAGAGACCAGGGGCCGGCGGUGGGCUGUACGUGAAGGUGAGCAUGGACGGCGCGCCGUACCUGCGCAAGGUGGACCUGCGGACGUACGGCGGGUACGGCGAGCUCAGGGCCGCGCUCGACAGGCUCUUCGGCUGCUUCUCCUCGCCGGACCCCGGCGCCGCCGGCCAGUUCGCCGUCGCCUACGAGGAUAAGGACGGGGACCUCAUGCUCGCCGGCGACGUGCCAUGGGACAUGUUCAUCAGCUCUUGCAAGAGGCUCAGGAUCAUGAGGGGCUCCGAAGCGCGAUGAAGAAGAUACAUGGUGCCAUGGAGAGCAUAUACACAUCAAGUGAUCUGGACAUGCAUGAUGGAUUUGGUCGUGGCUCAGGAUCAGAGAGUUGGACGCAAGCACGCUCAUGAGUUCUUAUGCACGAGCCAGAUGGCCAUGGGUGAACGCGUGGGAUGCGAGCACACGUCUGUGCCCUGCAAAGGCACUUGGUACGUCGUACCAACGAAGAGGGGACUCAUGGUUCGGGACUCCAGGGGAUCAAGAUUCAGAAGAACGCGCGCCGGCCGGGUAGAUCGGCGUGCAGCAGUACUCUUGGAGUACAUGUACAGUCGUCAGAGAUUCAGCCAAGUGAUUCCUAGAAGAACUGGCACUUGUAUAGGUUCUUUGCUUAGUUUUUAGUUUCUGGUGAUCUGUAUCGAUCCACGAGGAUCCGGGACACGAAGCAUAAAGCGAGAGGGGGAUUGAACUCCAAGUUUGCUCCUUCUUUCGCCGAGAUUCCUCCUAGUGAGGGUAGAAGUUUAUGUUUAAGAAGUGAGGGUACAAGUCAUAAACUAAUGUUAUCUCAACUGUUAAACAAGAAAGAAUGCGUCUUAUCAACAAGCUUUGUUUCAUUC
Molecule: messenger RNA, 1190 nt
Organism: Lolium rigidum
Lineage: Eukaryota; Viridiplantae; Streptophyta; Magnoliopsida; Poales; Poaceae
Product: auxin-responsive protein IAA14-like
Exons: 3
Coding region: 1-597 (198 amino acids)
Biological process (GO): regulation of DNA-templated transcription
Cellular component (GO): nucleus
Molecular function (GO): protein binding
Source: RefSeq, a predicted model, not a curated record